Molecule: messenger RNA, 822 nt
Organism: Thermothielavioides terrestris NRRL 8126
Lineage: Eukaryota; Fungi; Ascomycota; Sordariomycetes; Sordariales; Chaetomiaceae
Exons: 1
Coding region: 27-737 (236 amino acids)
Source: RefSeq, a predicted model, not a curated record
GCCUCGGAUUCGGCUCGGAUUCGGAAAUGUCCGAAGUCGGGGAUCUGUUGGACUCGCUCAGCCUGGUUGUCAACUGCCAUGGUGAUCCCCCGAGCCGCUCUGGGCCGGACGGGCUCGAGAUGCUAUUGCACCAUGCUUCUAGUACGCUCGGCGUCGAUAUGGCCCACCCAGUUUGGUCUAUGCGCGCGCCAACCGCUCCAAUGGUGUCCGAGACCGCAGGAAGUCCCAACAGUGAUUUGGGAGGCCUCGAUUCCUAUGAUCCCUUCACCGAUGGGCGACUCCUCCGGCUGCCUCCUCUUCGCCCCAAACCAGGCGGUGAGGGAUCUCUGUUCCACGAGCUCCGCCGGCUGAGGGUGAAAGCCCGAGUGCUUGCCGCUUCGACCUUGUGUCAAGUCUCAAACGAUGGGGAUCCCAAAGCCAUGGACUCAACUGGAACUCAUCUACGGUGUCGUGGCGGCCUUGCCCCUCCGGAAUCCGACAUCAGCGGCUUAUUCUCCCGCCGCCGCAACGCAUUGGUGACUGGGGUUUAUGACGAUUCCGGGUAUCAGGAAGCGAAGGCUCUGAUGGCAACCCUCAAAAGGGAGCUAGAAGAGAGUGAGCUUCCACCCACCCGGAGACCUCGACUGGGGCUCGGGCAUGAGGAUCCGACGAAUGAGGCCAGCUCUUCUAGUGUGUCCUUCGCGCAAACAGACGGCCCUUCCGAGCUGCCGCCUCGCGGAGAAGACCGACGGCGCUAGAAGCGCAGGCGGGAACAUUCUUCGAGCGAGCGCAGCUUCCAGCCUCUCGCAUUACGCAUCAGAGAGUCCACUAUCGAGCCGGCCG